UCAAUUCUACCCGCUAGAUGGCAAGAUAUAUUUCCAGCAUGGCGACAGAUUUGUGAACACAUGUGUCCUGACUGUUCUGAAAAUCCACGAUUCAAGGAGUUUAAUUCAAGGAGCUGACCGAACCGGAGUUCUCGUCGCCGAAGCGCAUCGUCGUCCUCGCUGAUGCAACAGCACGCUGCACAAUCAAGAUUGCACCUCACAAGCGGAGAUAUUCAGCCCCGCGUUUGUUUACGCUCGUCGACGGAUAGCGUUUCAAUAGGUCUCUGACAGAUGCUGAUGAUUAUCCGACAGCGGAAGGAACGUUACCACGGAAAGAGGAAGAACUUAAAGCUAUUCGAUCGUUGGUUCUAACGACGGACGGGCGAACAUGUCACAGAAGGCGGACGGCAGGCCGAGUCUCUCGCAAAAGACGAGAGAGGAAAUCAAGGUUGAGCGCGAAGCGAAGAAGGCCGCCAAGGCUGCCGCUAAAGCGGCAAAGGGUAAAAGUGAUAGGGUGGACAGUGUCAAGAACGUGGCUCCAGUGGCCAGUUGUAAGAUCCCGGUGGGAGACGCGAAAGUGGACGUAGCAACGGAAAAAACUAAUAAAGUAGUGGAAACGGACGAUAUUAAAAGUAAGUCUGUGGCGGCUGGCUGUGAGACCCUAGAAGAAAGUGAAAGUAGCGACAAAAAAGCAAAGGUAGCGACAGACGUAGCAGGUUCGCAGCCUGAUAGAAAGGCCUCGAAGGUAGAGGCAAUUCAAUCUUCAAAUGUCGUUCAGAACGGCCCGGCCGAGGGCAAACUCGAUGGGAGGAGCAAGGCCGAGCUGCGCGCGGAGCGAAGAGCCAAGCAGGAGGCCCAGAGAGCUGCGAAGCAGCAACAGUCGUCGGCGAAGGACAGUGCGAAAAGCGAGGAAUCUCUCAAACCACCUGUAGAAACGGUAUCCAAAUGUUCGGCGAAGAAAAGUGUCGUGAAGAGUACAAUGAAGGAGAACGUGCACGAAGUUCAUUUGUUUCAACACUUGUAUCAGGAGAGGCAGCAGUCGUUGUUCAGCAUAGCCACGGUCAAUUCGAAUAUACACCCAGCGAUAGUCAGACUGGGUGUUCAGUACGCGAGUAAGAUUAUCGUCGGCAGCAACGCGAGGUGCGUCGCGCUUCUGGCCGCUAUCAAACGGGUAAUCCGGGAUUUCGUGAAGCCGCCGCAGGAAGAUUUCACCCGCGGUCUCGAGGCGUACUUGAAGGAAUCGCUCAAGUAUCUGCAUCAUUGCAGACCAUUGGGCGUCUCGAUGCGGAAUGCCGUGCGUCACAUCCAGUGGCAGAUGACACAGUUUUCGACCACGUUGUCGGACGAAGAGGCAAAAAUUAAGCUACUAGGAAUAAUAAAGACUUAUAUCGAAGAACAAAUUAAACUGGCUGAUGACGCAAUAUCGGUAACGAUACAGAGCAAAAUAUCGGAUGGAAAUGUUAUUUUAACAUACGGCUAUUCAUCCUUAAUUCACAAGAUAUUAGUGGAGGCACAUGCUGCAGGGAAGCAAUUUCGCGUGAUCGUAGUUGAUGGUAGACCGUGGCUGGAAGGGAAGGAACAAUUGAGGCGUUUAGCAAAACACGGAAUUGACUGCUCGUAUAUACUGAUCAAUGCUCUCAGCUUCAUUAUGCCAGAGGUUAGUAAAGUUUUUCUAGGUGCUCACGCGAUAUUAGCUAAUGGAGCAGUAAUGUCGAGAGUUGGAACCGCACAGGUUGCUCUAAUAGCGAAAGCCUUCAAUGUUCCUGUUUUAGUAGCAUGCGAAACACACAAAUCGUGUGAACGAGUGCAGACCGAUUCCAUCGUUCAUAAUGAAUUAGGUAACGCAGACGAACUCGUGAAUCAUCAACCGAACGGUAAAAGGUCUCUACUCUCAAAUUGGCGAACGAAGAAAUCGUUGAAUCUUUUGAACAUCACUUACGACGUGACGCCGGCCGAUCUUGUGACGGCCGUUGUCACGGAAUUGGCGAUUCUGCCAUGCACUAGUGUUCCUGUGAUUUUACGGAUUAAACCUUCCGAGAUUUAAAUAUGUACGUUUUCUCGAGAAAAGAUUUAAACGAAAAACUGACCAACGCGUCUAAAAAAAAAAGACAAAUGACAAGGAAUUACUGAAUAUUGAGUACAAUAUUUUGAUGUAAAUACACGUGCGGAUUAUUGUACUUUCUAUUUGACCAUUUCACACAAACGAAGAAACUGUAUUAAUCGAAUAUAGUACGAGAUUAAUAUCGAUUAAUACAUUGCUGUGUAUAAGAUCGUUGAAAUAAAUUUUCUUAAACUGUGGUAUGGAGACAUAAUAAAUUUUACUUAGAGACUCUUGCCGAUACUUACUAAGUUUUCUAACAACAAUUAAUAUCAAUUAACGUUUUAUAUAUCUAAUGUGUAUUAUAAUUUGCUAUUUAAUACAGGGCAAAUGCAAUGCCAGCUGGUAUGAAUUGUAAGAAAUAAAACAUCAUUUCUGAUAAGA
Temnothorax curvispinosus is the source of this 2461-nucleotide messenger RNA. It is a transcript of the gene eIF2Bdelta, whose product is annotated as translation initiation factor eIF-2B subunit delta. The coding region runs from base 368 to 2023 and encodes 551 amino acids. The transcript has 6 exons. NCBI's taxonomy places the organism in Eukaryota, Metazoa, Arthropoda, Insecta, Hymenoptera, Formicidae. The record is from RefSeq and is a predicted model, not a curated record.